Messenger RNA from Penicillium daleae, 2259 nucleotides. RefSeq names its product putative C6 transcription factor. Gene Ontology annotation, cellular component: nucleus. The record is from RefSeq and is a predicted model, not a curated record. Gene Ontology annotation, molecular function: DNA-binding transcription factor activity, RNA polymerase II-specific; RNA polymerase II cis-regulatory region sequence-specific DNA binding; zinc ion binding. Gene Ontology annotation, biological process: DNA-templated transcription; positive regulation of transcription from RNA polymerase II promoter by galactose. The coding region runs from base 1 to 2259 and encodes 752 amino acids. NCBI's taxonomy places the organism in Eukaryota, Fungi, Ascomycota, Eurotiomycetes, Eurotiales, Aspergillaceae. The transcript has 6 exons.
AUGGCCCCAUCUGACGAAGCAGAUAACGACGUAACCCAAGCACCCGCAUCGAAACGGCGCCGUGUCGCGGUUGCCUGCGAUGCAUGUCGAACGCGCAAGUCUCGUUGCGAUGGCGUGAGACCGCGAUGCUCGCUUUGUCGCGAUCUGGGGUUUGAAUGUGUCUAUACGCCGCCACCGACGGCGACGAAUGUUAUUGUGCAGAAGGAUUAUCUGCAUGGGCUUGAGGAGAGGGUUAAGAGGUUGGAGGAGGGGAUGCUAGGGGUUAGAGGGGAGAUUGAUGGAUUGGCUGGACGGGUUGAUGGUGUGCAGAUGCAGAGUAUUGCCGGUAGAGAUGGUGGCUCGAGUAGCAAUUUGCAAACUGUGAGGAGAGUCGAGGAUGAUGGGCAGAGAGUGGUUUCUGUGUCUGGAUCGGAUCUUACUGGGACGGAGGAUUCGGUUGAUGCGAUGGGUGCGGUGACCUUUGCUGAUGAGGAAGACUCGGGAUUCUUCGGUUUGAUUGACCUCAAGUCGUAUCUUUACGGACCUAUGGCUAAUUAUUCUUACCCAGGACCCUCGUCUAAUAUUGCAUUCUUGAGGCAUCUCUCUAGAGCGGUUGUCCAACAAGGGUAUCUUCUAUCACCUGGAGCCGCAGAGGGAGGAUUCGUCAAUGCAUCUCGACCACCCUCGCCACCGCGCCAAACACCUCAGGAUCAACGAUCAAAAGUCAACAUGUUCGCUCUACCCCCUCAGGCAGAGACAUUGGCGCUUAUCCAGAGGUACUUUUCCGAAACUGGAUUGCUCUUCCCGUACAUUUACCCGCCUGCCUUUUUGGAGACAUAUCAUCAAAUGGCCAGAGAGAAUUUUACGAAAGUGCGAAGGACGUGGCUUGGCUUGUUGAAUAUGGUUUUGGCAAUGGCGACCAUUACUGCGACUCCUGGUGGUGCGAAAGCCGAUGCCCGGAUCUCCGAGUCGGAUGUGUUCUAUCAACGUGGUUUGGGGUUGUGUGGAAGCGAGAUCUUACGAGGGACUACUCUGGAAGUUGUUCAAUACCUUCUGCUUAUUGGCCAAUAUUUACAAGGCACUCAAAAGUCUGUCCAAGCUUGGACUGUGCAUGGACUCGCAGUCAAAGCCGCUCUCCAACUCGGAUUACACUCGAGGAAUGCCUCCAGGUCCUUCUCACCACUCGAUCAGGAGACACGUAAGCGAACUUGGUACGGUUGCGUGGUGCUUGAUAGAACACUGAGUAUGACGUUUGGAAGGCCCAGCUCCAUUCCAGAUUACUAUGUGAAACUCGAACUUCCCUCAAAACGAGAUUUUGAAAAGUCAUCUGCAUUUGUGGAUGAUGAAACCUCUUAUCUCAGUGUUUCCUUUUUCAACUCUACCAUCACCCUAUACAAACAGCUCUGGAACAUUCUCGAUCUCCUCUAUGGCCAAAACAUAGGCUGUGAUACCCCGCUCUCCGUCAGCGAAACAGUCGCCCACAUCUUCAGCAUGGAACAACACCUCUUCUCCUGGGAACGAUCCCUCCCCGCAUCCCUCCAACUCGUAUCAACAAGUAUCCUCACCGAAAUGCCACCCGACCAAUCCUCCUCCAACUUCAACUACUUCUCUUGGAAAUUCCGCGUCAUUCUCACACUCCGAUAUCUCAAUCUUAGGGUCCUCCUGCAUAGACCUGUGUUGGUGAAGUUUAUCGCUGCAAGUCGAAGUCCCGAUCGUGAUCCGCAGGAUUUGAAACUCCUGCAGCAGAUUGGUAUGAAUAGUAUGCAGAUUAUUACUGAGUCGGCGAUGGAGAUCAUUGAUAUUGUUUUGAGGGUUGUUUCCGAGCCUGGGUGGAAGCAGAGUUUGCUUGGAGCUUGGUGGUUUUCGUUAUAUUACACAUUUAAUGCGGCGGUUGUUCUUAUCGGUGCUGUUUGGGUGUAUCGGGAUACGAGCCUUUGCAGCGCUUCGAUGACUGCCCAAGCUAAGAAAGUACAGCAGUACCCUGCUCGCGCGGUGAUGGCUUUAUCGAAGUUGGACGAUGGAAAUCGAUUGAUUGAUCGGUGCCGGUAUUCUCUUGAGCAGUUCAAUAAAAUCUUGGUUGAUCCUGAAACAGACCUCGAUGGUUUGAUGCCUACACUACCGGCGCUGACGAGUACGCGUGGCUCCAACCCGACUGCUGAUUUUAGUCUCUCGCCAUUUGGAAUGGAACUUGGGGAAUUUAUGAUGGAUGAUGAUCUCGUUGCGAUGAUUGAUAAACAGGGCUUGUUACCGCAAGAUUCGGGAUCAGGAUACCAUGUGUGA